CUGUAGUGAAAGAAUACGUGUGAUAGAUUGAGUACCGCAAAUACUGCCACCUGGUCUUAGUUGUCACUUCAAUGGAGAAAAUGUUUCUCGUCGGAGGGAGAUGUCCAACGAUAAUUAUCAUCGUUUUUGUACUUUUCGUUGUGUUGGUGAUGAGCUUUCCCAACAAACACCACCACAAACGCCACAACGGUGUGUUUUUGUUGCCGCCCAUCAGUGGGGUCCAUCAUGGACCGGGGGCCCUGGAGCAACAGAACCAGGUCCAGAGCCGCCUCCCCCCUGUCACUGAGCACCGCCACAAGAGGAGGUGGUUCCACUCCCAGCACCGCUCCGUAGGGGUUCUGCACCAGCCUGAGCCUGAGGAGAUCAAGCCCUUCGUUCUGGACCUGAAGAACUUCCCUGAGCUGGCCAACGCAGACAUCAGCUCGCAGAACCCCAACAUCCAGGUGACCAUUGAGGUAGUGGACGACCCUAACAUGGACUUAGAGAUGGAUCUGAUAAAGGACUGGAUCCCCUCGUCCUCUGUAGGCUGGCUGGGGGGUAAGAAGCUGUUCUGGCCUCUGUUCUGGGGAUACACAGACGCUGACUCCAGCGAGGAUGGGACGGGCCGCUCAGUGCCGGAGGAGACUGGAGAGGAAGAGGAAGUCGAGGAAGAUUACCUGUUGGAGUAUGGUAGCGAAAAGCCCCUCCCUAGCGGUCGCUGGAACGAGGGUUGGGACGCCACACAGAGCUACUAUGAGAAGGAGGAGACGGAGGAGUGGAGUGCCUGGUCUCCGUGCUCUGUCACCUGUGGUCAUGGAGAGAGGAAAAGGAUACGGUCCUGUGGUUACUCCUGCACCCUGACAGAGGCCUCCAAAUGUGACAUGGAGCCUUGUCCAGACGAUGUCAACACUGUGGCUAAAGCUUUCCCCUUCGAGAUGGAGAAUGGCACUGAACCUUUUGGCACAGACGUGGACACCUGUGAGAAGUGGCUGAACUGUAAGAGCAACUUCCUCCAGAGAUACCUCAACCAGGUCCUGUCAGAACUACCCAGCUGCCCCUGCACUUACCCCUCGGCCACCGCCGACACCGUGGUCAGCGUCUUCGACGAGGGACACGACCGGACGUUCCGUUGGCGCGACGCCAGCGGGCCUAAAGAACGCCUGGACAUCUACAAACCCUCGGCGAGGACUUGCAUCCGCUCGGCCCUUUCCGGCGACGUCUCCACGCUCGCCGCCCAGCACUGUUGCUACGACAACCGCGACCAUCUGAUCACGCGGGGGAAGGGUGCGGGAACGCCCAACCUGAUCAGCACAGAGUUCUCACCGGAGCUCCACUUCAAGGUGGACGUGCUGCCCUGGAUCCUGUGUAAAGGGGACUGGAGCCACUUCCACGCGCUGCGACCGCCCAACAACGGCCUGGUCUGCCCGGAGAACCCCCACCAGGACGUGUUCAUGAACGAGCUGGAGGAGGCCCGGGAGUACUGAGAACGCGAGCAGUCGCCAAAACUACAUUACCCAGAAUGUGCCAGAACAGUGGGGUUCAAUCCUAACUUGAGAAAAGAAAGCAGGGAUGUUUUGAAUUGCAUUUAAGUCAAUAGGAAGUUUGGGGAUUGUGAAGUUGAAGGUACAAGUUAAUCUCAAGUUAGGAGUUGGCACAUUAAACAUCAUGCGACCAGGCCCAACAGAAAAGAAUUGAACUUCAUUGAACUGAACAAAAAAAAAGAGAUGCAGUCCUGCCGAUGUGUUUCGCAUCCAGUAAGAUUCCCAGCUCUCUUGAUGUCUGUCCACACUCCUGUGUGCAUGUAAGCAUGACGUUGUCAUCUAGCCUGUUGGUGUUGUAGGAGCUCUGUCUGUGUGACUGACCAUCAGUGUUGGGGGUAACGUGUUACAAAAGUAACAUGUUAUAUAAUCAGAUUACUUUUAUGAGUAAUGGAGUAAAGUAACGCGGUACUUUUUCAAAUUGGGUAAUACAUUACAUGACCAAAAGUAUGUGGACACCUGCUCAUCGAAUAUCUCACUCCAAAAUCAUGGGCAUUAAUAUGGAGUUGGUCUCCCCCUUUGCUGCUAUAACAGCCUCCACUCUUCUGGGAAGGCUUUCCACUAGAUGUUGGAACAUUGCUGCGGGGACUUGCUUCCAUUCAGCCACAAGAGCGUUAGUGAGGUCGGAAGCUGAUGUUGGGCGAUUAGGCCUGGCUCGCAGUUGGCGUUCCAAUUCAUCCCAAAGGUGUUCAAUGGGGUUGAGGUCAGGGCUCUGUGCAGGCCAGUCAAGUUCUUCCAAACUGAUCUCUACAAACCAUUUCUGUAUGAACCUCGUUUUGUGCAUGGGGGCAUUGUCAUGCUGAAACGGGAAAGGGCCUUCCCCAGAAUUUGGCCUUAGACAGAUUCGUCUAGAAUGUCAUUGUAUGCUGUAGCGUUAAGAUUUCAAAUCAAAUCAAAUGUAUUUAUAAAGGCCUUCUUACAUCAGCUGAUAAACCCCAAACAGCAAGCAAUGCAGGUGUAGAAGCACGGUGGCUAGGAAAAACUCCCUAGAAAGGCCAGAACCUAGGAAGAAACCUAGAGACGAACCAGGCUAUGAGGGGUGGCCAGUCCUCUUCUGGCUGUGCCGGUUGGAGAUUGUAACAGAACAUGGCCAAGAUGUUCAAAUGUUCAUAGAUGACCAGCAGGGUCAAAUAAUAAUAAUCACAGUGGUUGUCAAGGGUGCAACAGGUCAGCACCUCAGGAAUAAAUGUCAGUUGGCUUUUCAUAGCCGAUCAUUCAGAGUAUAUCUACCACUCCUGCUGUCUCCAGAGAGUUGAAAACAGCAGGUCUGGGACAGGUAGCAUGUCCGGUGAGCAGGUCAGGGUUCCAUAGCCACAGGCAGAACAGUUGAAUCUGGAGCAGCAGCACGACCAGGUGGACUGGGGACAGCAAGGAGUCAUCAGGCCAGGUAGUCCUGAGGCAUGGUCCUAGGGCUCAGGUCCUCCGAGAAAGAAAGAAUUAGAGAGAGCAUACUUAAAUUCACACAGGACACCGGACAAGACAGGAGAAAUACUCCAGAUAUAACAGACUGACCCUAGCCCCCCGACACAAACUAUUGCAGCAUAAAUACUGGAGGCUGAGACAGGAGGGGUCGGGAGACACUGUGGCCCCGUCCGAUGAUACCCCCGGGCAGGGCCAAACAGGCAUGAUAUAACCCCACCCACUUUGCCAAAGCACAGCCCCCACACCACUAGAGGGAUAUCUUCAACCAUCAACUUACCAUCCUGAGACAAGGCCCAGUAUAGCCCAUAAAGAUCUCCGCCACGGCACAACCCAAGGGGCCAACCCGGACAGGAAGAUCACAUCAGUGACUCAACCCACUCAAGAGACGCAUCACUCCCAGGGACGGUAUGAAAGAGCACCAGUAAGCCCUGUAAUGGGGUUAGAGGCAGAGAAUCCCAGUGGAGACAGGGGAACCGGCCAGGCAGAGACGGCAAGGGCGGUUCGUUGCUCCAGUGCCUUUCCGUUCACCUUCACACUCCUGGGCCCGACUACACUCAAUAAUAGGACCUACUGAAGAGAUGAGUCUUCAAUAAAGACCUAAAGGUUGAGACAGAGUCUGCGUCUCUCACAUGGGUAGGCAGACCAUUCCAUAAAAAUGGAGCUCUAUAGGAGAAGGCCCUGCCUCCAGCUGUUUGCUUAGAACAUCUAGGGACAGUUAGGAGGCCUGCGUCUUGUGAAGGUAGCGUACGUGUAGGUAUGUACGGCAGGACCAAAUCAGAGAGAGAGGUAAAAAGCAAGCCCAUGUAAUGCUUUGCAAGUUAGCAGUAAAACCUUGAAAUCAGCCCUUGCCUUAACAGGAAGCCAGUGUAGAGAGACUAGCACUGGAAUAAUAUGAUCAAAUUGUUUGGUUCUAGUCAGGAUUCUAGCAGCCGUGUUUAGCACUAACAGAAGUUUAUUUAGUGCUUUAUCCGGGUAGCCGGAAAGUAGAGCAUUGCAGUAGUCUAAUCUAGAAGUGACAAAAUUAUACAUUUUUCUGCAUCAUUGUUGGACAGAAAGUUUCAGAUUUUUUGCAAUGUUACGUAGAUGGGAAAAAAGCUGUCCUUGAAACAGUCUUGAUAUGUUCAUCAAAAGAGAGAUCAGGGUCCAGAGUAACGCCGAGGUCCCUUCACUGGAACUAAGGGGCCUAGCCUGAACCGUGAAAAACAGCCACAGACCAUUAUUCCUCCUCCACCAAACUUUACAGUUGGCACUAUACAUUGGGGCAGUCUGUCAGACUGCCAGAUGGUGAACCGUGAUUCAAUACUCCAGAGAACGUGUUUCCAAUGCUCCAGAGUUUAAUGGCAGCAAGCUUUACACCCCUCCAACCCAUGCUUGGCCUUGUGCAUUGUGAUUUUAGGCUUGUGUGCAGCUGCUCGGCCAUGGAAACCCAUUUAAUUUAGCUUCCAACCAUCAGUUAUUGUGCUGACGUUGCUUCCAGAGGCAGUUUGGAACUCGGUACUGAAUGUUGCAACCGAGGACAAACAAUUUAUACACGCUAUGCGCUUCAGCACUUGGUGGUCCUGUCUGUGAGCUUUCACUUUGCAGCGGAGCCGUUGUUGCUCCUAGACGUUUCCACUUCACAAUAACAGCACUUACAGUUGACCGGGGCAGCUCUAGCAGGGCAUGGGGGCAGCUCUAGCAGGGCAUGGGGGCAGCUCAAGCAGGGCAUGGGGGCAGCUCUAGCAGGACAUGGGGGCAGCUCUAGCAGGACAUGGGGGCAGCUCUAGCAGGACAUGGGGGCAGCUCUAGCAGGGAAGAAAUUUGAUGAACUGACUUGUUGGAAAGGUGGCAUCCUUUGAUGGUCCCACGUUGAAAGUCACUGAGCUCUUCAGUAACGCCAUUCUACUGCCAAUGUUUGUCUAUGGAGAUUUUAGACACCUGUCAGUAAGUGCUGAAAUAGCCAAAUCCAUUCAUUUGAAGGGGUGUCCACAUACUUCUGUAUAUAUAGUGUAUUAUUACAUUUACUUUGUCAAACAUGCGUUACUUCCAGAAUCAUCUGUCUACCGGCCACGUGUUUCCAUGAUCCGAUCUCGAGUCGUUUCCUCGUUUAGAUGUCGAGCAGCGGAGAAGCCC
This is a messenger RNA of Oncorhynchus keta (chum salmon), 5051 nucleotides long. RefSeq names its product isthmin 2b (gene ism2b). The record is from RefSeq and is a predicted model, not a curated record. Lineage: Eukaryota; Metazoa; Chordata; Actinopteri; Salmoniformes; Salmonidae. Bases 72 to 1463 code for a protein of 463 amino acids. The transcript has 5 exons.